Messenger RNA from Phycodurus eques (leafy seadragon), 1266 nucleotides. RefSeq names its product COMM domain containing 6 (gene commd6). Lineage: Eukaryota; Metazoa; Chordata; Actinopteri; Syngnathiformes; Syngnathidae. The transcript has 8 exons. Gene Ontology annotation, molecular function: NF-kappaB binding. The record is from RefSeq and is a predicted model, not a curated record. The coding region runs from base 222 to 815 and encodes 197 amino acids.
AAGUAGAUGACAUUUUAGUAUAUCGCCAUGUUUACAUACAUACAGAGUGAUUAACGUUAUGCCACAAACUACUUCACAAAAUAUUGAGUUUUUAAAUCACGAGUUUCGAAUGAAAUAACUAAAUCACGCGACGACCCGGAAGAAGUUUACGCCACUGUUCAGUUUGAUGAUCUGCAUCUCGAGAAUAUUUCCGAGUAAAGCCGAACUCUCCGAGUCCGAAGAUGCCAGCAGCAGACGACGCAUGUGACAGCGUUGUGGACAACAUCUGCAGGCUCGCUCCAGACUUGUUAGCAGAACCAUGUCAGCACAUUCUGAGUUAUCUGCAAGGGCAGGCGAAAGGAGUUGAUUCAGCUGAAAUGUGUGAUAUAUUUCAGCGAGCCGGAGUCACACUUGACCACGAAUCUUUACAGAGCGUCGUCAGAUUCCUCUUGUUAACGUUCAGGUCUGCUGGGAAGAGCAAACUGUCUGCAGACGACCUGGUGUCACGACUAGAAGAAGGCAGCAACAAGUGGACCAAAGAGUCACUCCAGGCGCUUCACAGCUUGUGGAGUGACCACGGCGACUCGGUACAAGUCCAGCCGGUCGCCCAGGACUUACUCAGCGUCGGUCGGCUGGUGGACAUGCAGUGGAAGCUGGGCGUGGCGGUGAGCUCCGACACCUGCCGCUCUCUCAACUCGCCCUUUGUCACCGUUCUACUGAAGAUCGCCGAGCCGUCGGGCCAGAUCGGCCAGAGGGCUUUCGAGAUGACCGUCCCGCAGUUUCAGAACUUUCACAAGCAGGUGAGGGAGCUGGCGGCUGUCAUGGAAACUGUUUGAUGGCAAAGGACUGCAGAUGCCAACGUUUACUGUUCUCUCACAUUUGGAUGUUUUGUACUGUUUGAGAUUAGCUUCAUUCACCAAAUCGGUGAUGUCACAUUUCAGAAUGUCAUAAAAAGACAUCGCAAAUGAUUGUUAUUUGAAAGCUGUGGGAUCAGAAACGUGACUUGAUUGCGGCAGCCAUGUGCUCAAAACGUCGUCGAUUGUCCGAGGUUGUCGGCACUUGAUUUCUUAAGACAAAGUCACGGCCUGUUGAGUCUCCGCUAAUCUUUCCAAACAACAUGAUUGGGGGAGGUGUAGUCUGACGCGGAAGUGCAAGUGCUUGUUUUGAAGAACAGUUCAGUUGGUGAACGGAGAUAAAGUACUCGCUGAAAGCGACGUAAGAAAACAUGUUUUGUUUUAACACUACAUCCACGAGGAGAAUUAACAAGUGGACAUGUUUUUUUUUUUA